This is a messenger RNA of Closterium sp. Naga37s-1, 2190 nucleotides long. Lineage: Eukaryota; Viridiplantae; Streptophyta; Zygnematophyceae; Desmidiales; Closteriaceae. The record is from the annotation of a GenBank genome assembly.
AUGCAGUUACCGGGAUUUGAAGGCCCUGUGACGCUAGACACGUACAAGAAGCGGUUCGAGCUGCUGUUGCAUGUGGAGGAACUUCAAAUGGAGGCGGACAUUCGUUACUAUGACAUGCGGGGAGUCCCUGUGCUGCCGUGCGGGAGUCGCAAUGUGAGCGAGUUUUACCAGCUGACGGUGCCAGGGCUGGCGGAGAAACGCCCGUCUGUGCUGCUUGGUGAUCGGGUGUAUCUGACGUUUGCGAACGAGGCGGGAGCACGGAGGCGGAUUGAGUAUCAGGGCUUCGUGCACAGGGUGGAGAGGGAGAGCGCCAUCCUCCGCUUCCACCCUGACUUCCACCGCCGAUUCAUCCCCGGCCAGCUCUUCAACGUGCGCUUCGAGGUGCCCCGCGGCCCAGUCAGAGCGUGCCACCUGGCACUGGGUCUCGCAAACCGACACCUGGGGCAGCACGUGCUCAUGCCAUCAGAAAUCCCUCAAGAGGCUCUUCAGUAUUGGCUUUUGUCACAAGACCAGUGGGUUAAGGGCAUUGGUCCCGACCCGACUCCCAACUGCCCCUUCCCUGUUUUGAAAGUCCCCGCCAUCCGCCCCUUUGAUCGCCGGCUGAAUGUGGAGCAGAGGGAGGCAGUGGCACAACCGCUGCUGUUGAACGUGGAGCAACGAGAAGCAGUGGCACAGCUGCUGGUGCGCUCUCGCCUGCAGCUGGGCGCACGGCCCGAGCCCUACCUCCCACCCUACAUCGUCUUCGGGCCGCCUGGCACCGGCAAGACCAAGACGGUUGUCGAAGCUAUCCUACAGGUGGUGAAGGGGAUGCCCUUGGUGCGUGUGCUCGUGUGUGCGCCAUCCAACAGCGCCACUGACAACAUCGCUCUCCGCCUCAGAGGCAACCUGCAGGUCCGUGAGAUUCUGCGCCUGUACUCUGUGAGCCGCGGUCGGGACGAGGUGGACACGGACCUGCUGCCAUUCACUCGCUACGACGACUCCACGGGAACCUUCCGCCUGCCGUCCCUCUCAGAGAUCCACACCGCUCGGGUCGUUGCCGUCACCUGCUGCUCCGCUGCUCUGCUCUACCGCAUGGGCGUUCCCCGCGGCACCUUCACGCACAUCUUCAUAGACGAGGCAGGCCAUGCCAUCGAGCCGGAAGGCAUCAUCCCCAUCGCAUGCCAUGCCGCGCCACAUGCCGUCAUCCUAUUGGCCGGAGACCACAAGCAGCUGGGCCCGGUUGUGCGCUCCCUCGCCGCCCGGAAGUACAAGCUCCCCUGCUCGUACCUCGAGCGGCUGGCGAGCCUCGGCAUUUACUCCGCGGAAGAUCAGGAAGAUGGGAGUUACAUCGGUUACAACACGAGUGCCAUCACGAAACUAGUCAAGAACUACCGGUCUCACCCGAAAAUUUUGGAGCUGCCCAACGAAAUGUUUUACGAGGGGGAGCUGGAGGCGUGUGCGGACGAGAUGGUCCGGUCUUCUCUCUGCCGGUGGGACGAGCUGCCCAACAAAAACGAAUUCCCGAUAAUUUUCCACGGGGUGAUGGGGAAGGAUGAGAGGGAGGGCAACAGCCCGUCGUUUUUCAACCCGUUUGAAGCGACAGUAGUUCUGAAAUACAUUACCUCUUUAAUGGGCUACAGGAGCCAGCGGGUUCCCUUGACUGACAUUGGGGUGGUUACCCCGUAUCGCAAGCAGAUGCAGAAGCUGCAGCAGCUGCUGCGAGGGAAGGGGAUGGACGCUGUGAAGGUGGGGAGUGUGGAGGAAUUUCAGGGGCAGGAGAGGCGGGUUGUGAUUGUAUCGACCGUGAGAUCGAGCCAGCAGUAUGUGGAGUUCGAUUAUAAGCACAAUCUGGGGUUCCUGGCGAAUCCAAAGCGGUUCAAUGUGGCUGUAACGAGGGCCAAGCAGCUGCUUAUUAUUGUGGGCAACCCCAACCUCCUGGCUCAGGAUCGCUGCUGGGGUGCGCUGCUGCAGUACUGCCUCAGAAACAAGGCCUACACGGGCUGCCCUCUCCCCGCCUCCAUCCCUCCCCCUGACCUCCCGUCUGGGUCGCAACCUGGGGGAUCCGAGCUGCUGGAUUCGCUCGCCAGGCUGUCACUGCAGGAGGAUGACGAUGCUGACAGCGCGCGUGCUGGCGCUGAGUCAGCGCGGGCGCUGGGCGGGUUUUCAGCCGCGACUGCUCAUGAGGACCUGGAGUGGCGGGUGGAGGCGUGA